UGAGCGUUGGUCACGGGGUCAGCAGCUGUCCGCUCACCGCGCAGUCUCAUGUCCCGUGACGUCAUCAUGAGGCUACUGUACGGAAGUGGACCCGGUAACGGGGCAUGUGACUCCUUCCCUGUACGAGCAUGAGGGCGGAGCCGGGGAAGCACGGCAGUGAUUUCCGCCGGCGCCGUAAGCUCACCGACAUCCAGAAAGCCCUCACCAAGGACCCCACCGAUGUGGCCACCCUGCGGAGGAUGGCGAUCAGCGAGGGAGGGCUGCUCACAGACGAGAUCCGCUGCCAGGUCUGGCCCAAACUCCUGAAUGUCAAUACGGACGAGCUUCCCCCGCCCCCAGGGCCUGAGCUGCGGGUCAACAAUAAAGAUUACGAGCAAGUCCUGCUAGAUGUCAGGCGCUCGCUGCGACGGUUCCCUCCAGGAAUGCCUCUAAAGGAACGGGAAGAUUUGCAGGAGCAACUGAUUGACAUCAUCCUUCAGGUUUUGGCUCGAAACUCCCAAUUGCACUAUUACCAGGGAUAUCACGACAUUGUAGUCACUUUCCUGCUGGUGGUGGGUGGGCCGCUGGCCACUCUGCUGGUGGAUAAACUGUCCACACAUCACCUAAGGGACUUCAUGGAUCCUAGUAUGGACAACACCAAACACAUUCUCAAUUACCUGAUGCCUAUUAUAGAGCAGGUGAACCCAAUGCUGCACGACUUCAUGCAAAGGGCGGAGGUAGGCACCAUAUUUGCCCUGAGCUGGCUCAUCACCUGGUUUGGGCACGUCCUGUCUGAUUUCAGGCAUGUGGUGAGGUUGUAUGACUUCUUCCUGGCGUGUCACCCGCUCAUGCCCAUCUACUUUGCUGCUGUGAUUGUGCUGCAUAGAGAGGAAGAGGUACUAGAGUGCGAUUGUGACAUGGCCUCAGUACACCACCUGUUGUCACAGAUUCCACAAGAUCUGCCCUACGAGACCCUCAUCAGCCGAGCCGGUGACCUCUUUGUUCAAUUCCCACCUUCUGAGCUGUCUAGGGAAGCUGCCCAGCAGCACCAAGCUGAGAGGACUGCAGUCUCCACCUUUAAAGACUUUGAGCUGGCAUCCACACAGCAGCGGCCAGAUAUGGUCCUUCGCCGACGUUUUAGAGACUCUGUCCGUCCAGAGCACGCAGCCAAGUCCGUCCUUACCAAACCCCGCACUAACAGACUGGUGAAGCUGGCGGUCAUGGGGCUGACGGUGGCUCUGGGGGCCGCAGCGUUGGCGGUGGUAAAGAGCGCCCUGGAGUGGGCACCCAAAUUUGAACUGCAGAUUUUCCCAUGACAGGACCUCUUCCAUCAUCGCACAGGGGUGGAUGAAAGUGCCUUUGUCCCCUCUAGUUCUUCGUUUUCAUGCGGUCUGCUGAACAUCACAUGUCACCAUUUGCCACUAUAAACUCUUGACGUGGAAAUCCUAGUGCUUGUCUUACCUAAACUGAUACAAGGUUCAACACAGGCACGGUUCUACACUUCCAGUGCGGGACAGAGAAGGUUGUCACAUUAUUAACCUGUGUAUAUCUGUACAGAAUUCUGAUUCACUUUAUGAUAAAUAUUUAACACCA
This is a messenger RNA of Nanorana parkeri, 1572 nucleotides long. RefSeq names its product TBC1 domain family member 20 (gene TBC1D20). The record is from RefSeq and is a predicted model, not a curated record. Gene Ontology annotation, molecular function: GTPase activator activity. Gene Ontology annotation, cellular component: endoplasmic reticulum membrane. The coding region runs from base 129 to 1295 and encodes 388 amino acids. Lineage: Eukaryota; Metazoa; Chordata; Amphibia; Anura; Dicroglossidae. The transcript is spliced from 8 exons. Gene Ontology annotation, biological process: endoplasmic reticulum to Golgi vesicle-mediated transport; positive regulation of GTPase activity.